GUUGUAUCAUCUUGCUUACGCGAGUACCUAACAAAUCUGCCUUGCUUUAAAUUUUAUUAUUUACAUUUUUAAUAGAGGAUUAGGCUAUUAUGAAUUUAAUUCGUAAUCAAAUUCAGCAAGCUGGUCGCACCCAUAGUGCAUCUGUGAUAUUCUUGCACGGUUCUGGUGACAAUGGAGCAAACCUUAUUGAGUGGAUCCGUCUACUACUAGGACGUAAUCUAGAGUUUGAUCACAUAAAAAUUAUAUAUCCAACAGCACCUCUACAGCCGUAUACUCCGAAUGGACGUCAGCUAUCAAAUGUGUGGUUCGAUCGUGACUCUAUAUCAAUAAGUGCACCAGAAAACCGAAGUAGUAUGGAAGGAAUUUACGGUGCUAUUCAUCAGAUAAUACAAAAUGAAGUUGCAAGUGGGAUUCCUUUGAAACGCAUCAUUGUUGGUGGAUUUUCCAUGGGUGGAGCGUUAGCCUUACAUACGGGUUUUCAUUUAAACACAGGUCUAGCUGGAAUAUUUGCCUGUUCGUCGUUUUUGAACCACGACUCUGUUGUAUACGAUUCUCUUUUGAAACAUGCAACAAAAACAACUGAUUUGCCACAUUUACUAAUGUUUCAUGGUGAUCGAGAUCCUUUAGUUCCGAUAGAAUGGGGUCAGGCAAGUUUCAAUAAAUUGACUAAAUUAGGAGUGAAGGGAACAUUUACUACCUUGGCCAACACAUAUCACGAAUUGAAACGAAGCGAAUUACUUCAGCUACAUAAAUGGAUAUUAACAAACUUGCCACCAGACGAAAACAUUACCAAUGACUCUUAAGCUACAUAACCUACCAAAAGAUAAAAUAAAGUCACUUUGUAAUAAAAACUUGAAACUUCACUAACCUACCUUCAGCCUUACCUAAAGAUUCUCUCUUUUGAGGCAUGUCUAUCACCGAUAGUGCGAACUAGAGUUUUUGUACCCUGCAUCAUACUACGCAGAAUAUCCUCGAAAUACUAACCUCAGACCCUACAAAAUAUAUGUAAAAGCUUGCUAACAUAA
Molecule: messenger RNA, 1025 nt
Organism: Musca domestica (house fly)
Lineage: Eukaryota; Metazoa; Arthropoda; Insecta; Diptera; Muscidae
Product: lysophospholipase-like protein 1
Exons: 2
Coding region: 90-803 (237 amino acids)
Biological process (GO): protein depalmitoylation
Cellular component (GO): cytoplasm
Molecular function (GO): palmitoyl-(protein) hydrolase activity; carboxylic ester hydrolase activity
Source: RefSeq, a predicted model, not a curated record